Messenger RNA from Drosophila elegans, 1461 nucleotides. Its product is annotated as mite allergen Der p 3-like. The coding region runs from base 8 to 1432 and encodes 474 amino acids. The transcript is spliced from 4 exons. NCBI's taxonomy places the organism in Eukaryota, Metazoa, Arthropoda, Insecta, Diptera, Drosophilidae. The record is from RefSeq and is a predicted model, not a curated record. Gene Ontology annotation, molecular function: serine-type endopeptidase activity. Gene Ontology annotation, biological process: proteolysis.
UUGUAAAAUGAGAAUGUCUAUUUUCUUGCUGCUUUUCUUGAGAGGCUUACGGUUUUCUGAAAUACAUGCCAGUCAAGAUUUGGCAGAACCUCCUAGGGAUUGGAUAGUUGGCGGAGUUAAAGCGCUUCCGCAUGAGUACCCUCCGGCCGCUCGUCUUGGUCAUCGUAGUUAUACUAAUAACCAAACCACGUGGUUCUGUGGAGGCACGUUGAUAAGUCGUCGCCUCGUCUUAACAGCUGCUCACUGCUUUUAUUCGGAUGUGGGAUCCGUUAAUAUUGUGCGCCUAGGAGAACUUGUGUUCGACGACGACAAGGACGAUGCCGAACCGGAGGACUUUGAAGUUCUGGAAAGGAUGCUACACCCAGGUUUUCGGUACCCAGUUCUCUACUCUGACAUCGGCAUUAUCCGUCUGCGCGGGGAGGUCAUAUACAACCCAUACAAGCUGCCCGCUUGCCUGCCCUUAAGUAAUGGAGAUCUGUUGGAGUCCUUCACUGCCAUCGGAUGGGGACAGACGGGAUUUUCUCAGCUUGAGCAGUCCAAGGAACUGAGGAAGGUGGUUCUCCAAAACUAUGGAAACUCUUGCCGGAUAACAACAGAAGCAAACGAGGGCUUGCCCGAAGGAUACCGUCCAGCGUCCCAGUUGUGUGUCGGAUCGCCGGAACAUAAGGACACCUGUAAUGGGGACUCGGGUGGUCCGCUACUCAUCUCUCAUACCGGAGAUGGGUGCCAAUAUCAAGUCAUGGGAAUCACGUCAUUUGGAAUCGCCUGUGACACUCCAGACUUUCCCAGUUUAUACACGAGGGUGCACUACUUCCGAGAUUGGAUCAAAGGUGAAAGAGUAAGUAUAACAAGAAGCAAUGUCAAUCUGCAUUAUGUUUUAUACCUAUAUACGGUUAAUUUCUGCAGGGGAGAAGUUAAUGUUGUGCGAUUGGGAAACAUUGUUUAUGAAGUUCUUGAAACAAAGCAACAUCCAAGGUAUCAGUAUGGUGUGCUUUACAACGACAUUGGAAUUGUCCGAUUGAACAAGAGUGUAUCUUAUACCCGAUACAUUUAUCCCGCUUGUCUGCCAUUAAAUGAUGGAAACAGCUGUGAUUCCUUCACUGCAAUUGGAUGGUGUCAGACGGAUGUUGGACGAAUCGAGCAGUCCAGGGAACUGAUGAAAAUGAAGCUUCAGAACUUUGGACAAAGGUGUCGGGGCUUGUUGUGUGUUGGAUCGCCGGAGCCCAACGAAACCUGCCAUGGAGACUCGGGAGGUCCUCUGCUUAUUGACCAUUUGGAAACAGAUUGCCAUUAUCAAAUUAUGGGGAUCACAUUAGCAGGAUUAGGCUGUGGUACGCCCAGCCUUCCCAAUGUGUACACCAGGGUGCACUUUUAUCAAUAUUGGAUCGAGGAAGUGAUGGCUGACAAGAAUAUAACAAGCAAUACGGACUAAUUGCUCGAAAUAGGGACAUACACAAAGUC